AUGGAUCCGUCAAAUUCUCCCACGGUGUCCGACUUCCGAAUAACGGACCACAGCAAAGUCAUGGACACAUUAGAGAAUGUGUUUAAAAAGAUGGCAAAGGGAGAGACAAGAACGAUCGGGCACAAUUCGGAUGCUAUGUUCAAAGAACUCGAUUUGAUCAGGAAGAAACAGAUCCAGCUGGCUACUAAUCAUGUAGACUUGGAGAGUAUGCCUGAAGAUGAACCGCCAUCGGAUAGCCGAGCAGCUGAAGAUGGAGAAUCGUUUAAGCGUAACGCCGAUAUGUUUACCAAGAACGAGCGAGAUUUGAACAAUCUAAUGACAGAGUUAAACGAUUUGAUAGGAAAGCUAAAGGAUCUGGGGGAUGCCUCUGGUGAUACAAUUUCUGCAUCUCCGGAGACUACAGAGUCAAAACCACGAACCCAUAAAGCUUGA
Messenger RNA from Paraglomus occultum, 432 nucleotides. NCBI's taxonomy places the organism in Eukaryota, Fungi, Glomeromycota, Glomeromycetes, Paraglomerales, Paraglomeraceae. The record is from the annotation of a GenBank genome assembly.